AUGACAGAUAAAGGGGGAGAAGGAGAAGCUCCGGUGAGAGUAAAAGAAAUUGGGUCAACCUCUGUAGCGUGUCCUAUGCUGAACUUAGCGAAUUACAUUGUAUGGUCAAUGAGAAUGAAAGUGGUAUUAAAGAUUCACAAGGCUUGGACAGUGAUCGAUCCAGGAACAGAGAAAAACGAGGAGAAAGAUUACCUUGCUAUGGGGCUGCUUUAUCAGGCAAUUCCAGAAAGCUUGAUAAUGCAAAUUGGUGAUGUCGAUUCUUCAAAGGUUCUACGGGAAUCGAUCAAGGCUCAUUAUGUAGGAGCUGAUAGGGUGAAACAGGCCCGAUUGCAAACCCUAAACGUCGAAUUCAAUCGGCUAAAGAUGAUGGAGUCGGAAACCAUCGACACAUAUGCUAGAAAGCUGUCCGGUAUAGCCUCGAAAUCAGCAGCUUUAGGAGAUGUUAUUGACGAAUCGAAAUUAGUGAAGAAGUUCCUCAAAACCUUGCCUCAUUCGAAGUUUAUACACAUCGUCGCCUCUUUGGAACAGGUGCUCGAUCUGAAAUCAGUCGGAUUCGAAGAUGUAGUCGGUCGAUUAAAGGCAUACGAAGAAAGAAUAAGGGAAGAAGAUAUUAGCGAGGCAGAUCAGUCGAAGGUGCUAUUUGUGAAAUCGACGUCUGAAGUAGGAGGCUCGUCAGCUGGUGGGGGUAACUCGUCGAUAACGAAGGGAAAGUGGAAAGGAUCAGAUGAGUUUAAUGGGACUAACGGGUCAAAUAGAUCCGGAUCUGGAGGGUCAUGUGGGUUAGGCGGGCCCAAAAGAAAUAAUAUUGUUUCUCAAAGUAAUCGGUCCAAUAAACAGUCCAAUUCCGAUUUAAUUCAAUCCAAUUCCAACAAUUGCAAAAAAUGUAAUUGUUGUCACGACAAAAAUAGGAAAAAUAGGGAAAAAGACCGAUCUAAGGGGAAGCCAUCGAUAACUCUUGUUAAUGAGGAGGCGGAUGACGAAGCUACUCAUAGUGAUAUUCGAGUAGAUGAUGUUAAUUUUGAAGAGGAUACUGCAAAUUCAUCUAAGAAUUCGAAGGUAUCUUUUAUCUCAACCAGUAUCACUUCUCCUGUUAUUCCAUAA
Molecule: messenger RNA, 1101 nt
Organism: Lactuca sativa (garden lettuce)
Lineage: Eukaryota; Viridiplantae; Streptophyta; Magnoliopsida; Asterales; Asteraceae
Source: RefSeq, a predicted model, not a curated record